This is a messenger RNA of Haliotis rufescens (red abalone), 1248 nucleotides long. RefSeq names its product ribosome-binding protein 1-like. Bases 1 to 1248 code for a protein of 415 amino acids. The transcript has 4 exons. Lineage: Eukaryota; Metazoa; Mollusca; Gastropoda; Lepetellida; Haliotidae. The record is from RefSeq and is a predicted model, not a curated record.
AUGCCGGAGGCCUGGGAGACAGACGGGAGCAUUGACGGGGUUGGGGUGGAGCCGGUUGGAGAGAGGGGUGGGGCAGAGAUGUGGAUGGGUGGCGAUGGAGCUUGUUACAUGAGCUGCACCUACGAUACGAAGGUAGAUGUGUGUUCUGACUACAGAAGUUACCUGUGUGCAGGGUCAGGCCAGCAGGGUCAGGCCAAGCAGGGUGAGACCAAGCAGGGUGAGGCCAAGCAGGGUAAGCCCAAGCAGGGUGAGGCCAAGCAGGGUGAGCCCAAGCAGGGUGAGGUCAAGCCGGGUCAGGCCAAGCUGGGUCAGGCCAAGCAGAGUGAGGCCAAGCAGGGUGAGGCAAAGCAGGGUGAGCCCAAGCAGGGUGAGGCCAAGCAGGGUGAGGCCAAGCAGGGUGAGGCCAAGCAGGGUGAGGCCAAGCAGGGUGAGGCCAAGCAGGGUGAGCCCAAGCAGGGUGAGGCCAAGCAGGGUGAGGCCAGCAGGGUGAUGCCAAGCAGGGGUGAGGCCAAGCAGGGUGAGCCCAAGCAGGGUGAGCCCAAGCAGGGUGAGGCCAAGCAGGGUGAGGCCAAGCAGGGUGAGCCCAAGCAGGGUGAGGUCAAGCCGGGUGAGGCCAACCAGGGUCAUCCCAACAACGGUGAGGCCAAGCAGGGUGAGCCCAAGCAGGGUGAGGCCAAGCAGGGUGAGCCCAAGCAGGGUGAGGUCAAGCCGGGUCAGGCCAAGCUGGGUCAGGCCAAGCAGAGUGAGGCCAAGCAGGGUGAGCCCAAGCAGGGUGAGGCCAAGCAGGGUGAGGCCAACCAGGGUCAUCCCAACCACGGUGAGUCCAAGCAGGGUGAGCCCAAGCAGGGUGAGGCCAAGCAGGGUCAGGCCAAGCAGAGUGAGGUCAAGCAGGGUGAGCCCAAGCAGGGUGAGGCCAAGCAGGGUGAGGCCAACCAGGGUCAUCCCAACCACGGUGAGGCCAAGCAGGGUGAGCCCAAGCAGGGUGAGGCCAAGCAGGGUGAGGCCAAGCAGGGUGAGGCCAAGCAGGGUGAGACCAAGCAGAGUGAGACCAAGCAGGGUGGGCCCAAGCAGGGUGAGGUCAAGCCGGGUCAGGCCAAGCUGGGUCAGGCCAAGCAGAGUGAGGCCAAGCAGGGUGAGGCAAAGCUGUGUCAGGCCAAGCUGUGUCAGGCCAAGCUGUGUCAGGCCAAGCAGGGUGAGGCCAAGCAGGGUCAACCCGAGCUGGGUGUGGUCAAGCCGGGUCGGGCCUAG